GAUUGUCAAUUAAAUGAAUCUAAAAAAAAAAAAAACAAUAAAAGCGAAUAAAGUAAUAAAAUUCCACAAUAUCGGGUAAAUGAGUUCGUAAAUAAAUUAUGGUACCGCGAUAUGCUGUUGACUGUAUCAAAAUGCCGCAAAAACCAGAGCAAAGUAUGAGAACGAGUUGGCGAAAAGCCAUACUCUCCGUCGGCACAAUAUUGCUGCACGCGAUCGCCACAGUGACGGUGGAUGCGUCGCCUAUAGCGAUGACGACAACAGCGGCGACAGUGUUGACAACGGUGGCGGCAACACCGUCAUUGAACCCUUCAACACCAGGGUUUCUAAAACGGGGCAUCCGAGUGGGACACAAUGGCAACGCAGUUAUAAUAUGCAAAACAUUCGAUUUAUCAAACACGUGGUUUCAUGAAGUUAUAGAAAAUAAAACAAGCAAUCCGCUAAAUACUAAUGAUGAAAUUUUAAAUAAUUAUGCGGUGCUGCUCUUAAAAGGUAUUAAUCGAGACGGUGUUUACCGAUGCAUGCAAGGGGCGGAAAUUUUGAGUGAAACUAAUUUGACAAUUGCUGCACCUGGCUUAACAUCGCCGGAGAAAAUACAAAUUGGAAGCGGUGAUGACGCUGCACUUGUUUUCGUCCAUGAUAGCAACAUCAAAAACAUUAGAUAUAUCCCUCGGAUAUUACCUCAUGACUACAGCGAUUACAGAGACGAGAAAAUCAAUCAAACUGAACUUGAUGAGCAAACAACAUUACUCUUGAUAAGGAAUGCAUCAGCUAAAAAGUCUAUAUUCACAUUUGUAUACGGGGACGGUCAAAGCAGCAAUGAAUGGGAACUCGAUGUGGGAAAAGCUCCGGAGCCCGUAGAGAGUUUUCCAUGCAGAGGUGAAAACUAUGAAUUUAUGAGAUGCAGAAUGUUCUAUCCACCAAAUAACUUACCAACAGAAUAUAAAAUAUCAUAUGAAGCAUUACAGAACAGUAUUGUAGAUUGCACACUAGACAAGGGCUCAGCCCAUAAUAUAACGUUGAUGGCGAGAAAUAGUGGCAAAUGCAUUUAUUAUCCUUCCCAAGAAUUUCAUAAUUUUACUUUGAUAGCGACAAAUGUUUUAGGAGAAUACACGGAUAAAAUCUCCAUAAAUACCCAUAAGAGCGUCGUGCCGCCAAAAUUGCAAAUCAAUGUGGAAAAGAUAACCUCCGACAGCGUAUAUUUAUCUUGGAAAAACCGUAAGCAAGAUUAUUAUAAGGAUAUUGGAUUGGAAUAUAACAUUACCGUUGAACCGAAUGGCUACAAAAAAUACAAUUUAACUAAAACCCAUUUAACUGAGUACAGUGAAGUGUUGGCGUAUAAUUUCACACUCCCAAACCUUCCCUAUGCCAACUGGCAAUAUGUUUUGAGUGUAACAGCCCGUGUUAAUUGCAAUACAAGCGAAUGGAACGAACCAACCCUAGAGGUUUUCACAACCGCUCCGCGUAGACCCGAUCGUGCGCCACACACUUAUGUUGGUGGUUUCUACAUUAAUGAGAAAGACAUAACUCUAUAUUGGGAGGGUUUGGCAGAUUACGAGAGAAAUGGUGGAAAAUUCACUUACGUUAUUCAAGAAUUGGACAUGUAUGGACAAGAGUUAAAUUCAAAAGAAACCAAUAGCACAACAGUUGGCUUUAGCUGGUUUGAGACGGAUAGAAUUUAUAAAAUAUUCAGCAAAAAUGCAGUCGGUGCUUCAUCAAAUUCAAGCAUAAUACGAGUUGUCUCACCCAGAGAAUUAAGUCCGCCAUUAGAAAUUGAGAAGUUGUUUGAAAAUGGAACAUUCAUAUUAAAAUGGAAGCAUCCAGAUGACUACGAAAAGCAACCACCAAGCAACUAUACUGUAUUCUGGUGUAAACAAAUGAUUAGGAAGAAGACUCAGUGUAAUGGUUCCAUGCACUUCACAGUUGUAGAAAACACGAGAACCAAUUAUUCCAUACACGCGAAGGAUGAACCUAUAACGGCCGUGGCAGCCAACUAUCCACGCGGAAGUAGUGGACUUUAUUGGUCCAAUUGCUUUGCCGAAUUAAAUGCACCGUUAAAGCAGCUUAAACGACUUCAAGCUACCGUCGUGUCGGAGUCAAGCAUCGUUUUAAGUUGGGAAAAUCCAAAUUGUAUGAAUGUAUUCGAUGGCUACAAUAUAACCUAUUGCAUAUGGAACAACAACAUGGUGUCCAGUUGUCAUUCAGAGCUCGAAACAUCGACACAAAGUACAAGCUUCAUUUUAGCGAAUUUGAAAGCAUAUACAUUUUAUAAGAUCAGCAUACAGGUAUAUGGCGAUAAUCAUCGAAAGAGCCCGCCCAAUGAAAUGGAAAUAUGCCAAACCAAAGAAGCAGCACCUGAACCGCCAACUAAUCUAAAUUAUAUGAACGUAACAAGUCGUUCGGCGAAAAUUUCAUGGACGGCGCCGACCGAAACCCAUGGAUUGCUGAAAAUGUAUUAUAUUUGUUAUAAAAAAUUCAACGACAAAGACCCAAAAUGCAAUGAGACCACUGACAUGUCUUAUACAUUAAACGACCUAACCAGUGGAUCUGACUAUGAGGUAUGGCUAACGGCGUGGACAUCCAAGCAAUCAAUUAAGAGUGCAUCAGUGAAUAUCACCACCAUGAUUGGCAUACCAAUGUCACCGACCGAUGUAAUUCUAGAGCGAGACGAUGAUUAUUAUGUGCUCAGCUGGACUGCAGCUGAAAAUUCAGACGAUGAUAUGGUGUUCUACGAGCUAAUUUUUAAAUACAAUGAUCAAAGAAAAAUUUUAACGGUACAGCAGCAUGUACCAGGAAAAGAUAAUAAACUCGUGUGCCGCCUAAAAUAUCCCGGUUGCACGGAGGGCGUACAAAAUAUGAAAGUACGCACUAUCAAUGUGGUACCCGAAAAAGAUUUAGAUAUGAGCAUUUUUGCUAUCCCGGGCAAGGGAACGCAGCGAGAACUAGCGAAACUAGUCGAAUACAAAUAUAAAACGCACAUAGAUUUCAAGUGUGAAGAUGUUAAUGGAAUUCGGAUACCACAAUUACCCUAUAUGCCGAAUACCACAUAUUACAUGCUGAAAUCAAAACCAACGGAUUCAGGAUUCAAUUUCACUUGUACACCAUUCCCGUGGGAAAAUUUAGUGGCUUUGAUUACUUUCGUUAGCAUGUUCAUAGCGACCAUAGUUUGGUUUUUCAAGUAUUUGCAAGGACAAUGGGACAUUCAUUUUAUAUUCCCAGGACCGCUGACUACACUAAUGAGCAUGAGCUCAAAAUUAUCCACUGGCAUGGAGGAUAAUAAACCGGAAAAUAAUUCCAUUGUAUCGGCAAAAGCUAGCGAUGGUACAUCGCUAAACAAUAUUGGAAAGACGUCUGUACCCUCGUGUAGCAGUGAAAGUGGUGUCGAUGGCGUUGGCGACGCUGACAGUGACACACCGAGUACAAGUAGCGAAGAUGUCAAUAGGGAAUUUUCACGCUGUUGGGCGAAAAGCGAGCCGGCAUCGCCACAGACUACAAUAACUUUAAAUAGCCUUAGCUACUCUUCGCACCAACCAUCACCGUUGCGGUGUAAAAAGUCAUUUGACAAGCCCAUUUUCAAUAAUGAUGACUACUUACAAGUGGAACCAAUAGUACCAAUUAUUGCUAAUGACAGCAGCACAUCGAGCGAAUCUUCAUAUUUACACUUACAUUCAAUUAAAUCGAAGUCGAACUCGGCUUCGGAGAGUAGCGGUAACAAAGGAAGUUUUGGUGAUUAUGUUACAGCGGGCGAUAUCGCUGCAACAAUGACAACACCAACUGACGCUUUGCUCGACAAACAUGCAAAGAUGCCGCUUUUGCUACAAAUGACAAAUAAUAACAAUAAUAAUAAUAACAAUAUUAAUAAUAAUAUAUUCAAAACUGCGUCGCUGACUAACAAUUAUGUGCUACCAGACUCACUCCUCAAGUUGCCAACAGCGCACGGCGUAAGGAACUCCGUAAACCCACUGGAAGCAAAGCUCUCACAGGCGAAAGGUGCAACGGCGCAGGCACACCUCUUUCCAACGCUUGCGAUCGACGAUUAUGUGCGACCCGAUUCAUUACAUAAGUUGCCCACAGGACAUACCGCUUCUACACGGCAAGAUCACAACCAAACUGAUAAGCGAUUUCAACAACAAUUCCCACAAACUACAACCAUACCAACGCAGUCGGAUCUAUUUACAAAUUUAGCGCUUACAACAGGCGAUUAUGUGCUACCCGAUGAGUUGCCCAAGAUCGCUGCAUCACACUCCAUUAUGGUUGAAAACCAGAAAUCUUUAAUGCCACUACCGCAACAACACUCGCAAUUUAGUUUUACGCAAGCGCAACCCAAUAUUCUUAAAAAUAUGCCACUCACACACGGUGAUUAUGUACCACCCGAUACUUUAACCAAGUUUGCUGCUGCACAAAACGCCGCCAGUGACGCAGACAUUGACGACCAUACGCAGACGCCAGCGCAACAGCAAGUUCGACCAAUGGUUUCAUACGGCUAUGUUACGUCAGAUUUUUGGUCACAGCAAAAUGCAAUGAAAUGAAUUUGAACUCAUAAAGUUUCUAUGAAGUCGAGUCGUACAAUUUAACCAAAAAAAAAAAAAGUGAAAAGAUUUGCACACGCUAAGCUUACUUGUAAGAAUCCAAAAAUCAUAAUGGUACCAAGCAUUUUGCAUAUUUAUUGCUUAGUUGACUGCUAGCGAAAUUUUUACUAUCACGGCCAAAGGCUUAGGCGUUAUGUAGUUGUUGGUGAUUUACAUUUAAAAACUUUUUCGCGACUGAUUUACUGUUGUUAUUCGUAUAAGUGUGUGCGCAAGUGCUUGUAAGGUGUAUGGCAUGACAUGCAUUGUCGACUUACACACGAAUUUAGUAUGUGUCUAACUAAAUAAGUAAGUAAUAAAUUUACUAAGCGUAAGAAUAAAAGGCUAUAAUUUGUAGCGAUUCCCAGGUGGAGCAGAAUAA
This is a messenger RNA of Bactrocera latifrons, 4944 nucleotides long. Its product is annotated as cytokine receptor-like. Bases 99 to 4526 code for a protein of 1475 amino acids. Gene Ontology annotation, molecular function: protein binding. The record is from RefSeq and is a predicted model, not a curated record. The transcript is spliced from 18 exons. NCBI's taxonomy places the organism in Eukaryota, Metazoa, Arthropoda, Insecta, Diptera, Tephritidae.